Pundamilia nyererei is the source of this 2195-nucleotide messenger RNA. Its product is annotated as NACHT, LRR and PYD domains-containing protein 12-like. Gene Ontology annotation, molecular function: protein binding. Lineage: Eukaryota; Metazoa; Chordata; Actinopteri; Cichliformes; Cichlidae. The record is from RefSeq and is a predicted model, not a curated record. The transcript is spliced from 7 exons. Bases 1 to 2007 code for a protein of 668 amino acids.
AUGAAGGUUCACAAGACACUGACUCUUUUCAAACUUUUGUUCAUCUUUGAUGGCCUGGAUGAAAGUCGACUUUCACUGGAGUUCACUAACCGGAAGAUUGUUUCUGACAUUACUCAGACAUCAUCAGUCAAUGAGUUAGUAACAAACCUCAUAGAAGGGAAUCUGCUUCCCUCGGCUCUCAUCUGGAUAACUACCCGACCUGCAGCAGCCAAUCAGAUACCUCCUAAAUGUGUUGACAGGGUAACAGAAGUGCGAGGCUUCACUGACGCUCAGAAGGAGGAGUACUUCAGGAUGAGAUUUAGUGAGAAAGAGCUGUCCAGAGUUAUCUCCCACAUUAAGAAAUCCAAAAACCUCAAUGUCAUGUGUAAAAUCCCAGUCUUCUGCUGGAUCACUGCCACAAUCCUUGAGUACAUAUUGAGUACAGACCAAAGAAGAGAGCUACCAAAGACCCUGACUGACAUGUACUCGUACUUCCUACUGGUUCAGACAAAGAGGAAUAAGCACAAGUGCCAAAAAGAACAUGAGACGAGUGCACAGGAGCUGACGGAUGCUGACAGGGAAGUUCUUCUGAAGCUGGGGAUGCUGGCGUUUGAAAAUCUGAAAAAUAGAAACAUCAUAUUCUACCAAGAAGACCUGGAAAGGUGUGGUCUGGAUGUCACAGAGGCCUCAGUUAAUUCAGGGGUUUUUACUGAAAUCUUUAAAAGAGAGUGUGUGAUUUUCCAAAAACCAGUCUACUCCUUUGUUCAUCUGAGCAUUCAGGAGUUUCUGGCUGCUGUUUACACGUUUCACUGUUACACCAACAGGAAAACAGAGGUACUAAAGGAAGUCCUGGGGGAAGAAUAUAAUGAGACAUCUCUGGACAUUUUUCUGAGCAAAGUCAUGGAAAAGUCCCUCCAAUGUAAAAAUGGCACUCUGAACUUGUUUGUUCGCUUCCUGCAUGGCCUCACACUAGAGUCCAACCAAAGACUCUUAGUAGGUCUGCUGAGUCAGACAGAGAACAACCCAGAAGUUAUCCAGAAAAUCAUCAACAACCUAAAAGAGAUGAGACGUUCUCAAAUUUUUCCUGACAGAAGCAUCAACAUCUUUCAUUGUCUGAUUGAGAUGAAUGACAGCUCAGUGUUUCAGGAGAUCCAAGAAUUCGUGAAAUCAGAGACAAAACUCUGUGAGAUCCACUGCUCAGCUCUGACCUACAUGCUGCAGAUGUCGGAGGAGGUUCUGGAUGAGUUGGACCUGCAGAAGUUCAACACAUCAGAUGAAGGACGACACAGACUGAUUCCAGCUGUGAGCAACUGCAGAAAGGCUCUACUAAAAGCUUGUCAUCUCUCAGAGACUCACUGUGAAAUUGUGGCCUCAGCUCUCAAAUCCGACAACUCCAAUCUGGUGGAGUUGGACAUGACUGGAAACAAGUUGCAGGAUUCAGGACUAAAUAUUUUGUCUGCUGGACUGUCGAGUCCAGACUGUCGACUAGAGACUCUGAGGUUGGAGAGCUGUUGGUUGUCAGAUAUCAGCUCUCUGGCUUCAGCUCUGAAUUCCAACCCCUCUCAUCUGAAAUAUCUAAACCUGAGCUACAACAUCUUGGAGAAUUCAGGAGUGAGGCAUCUUUGUGGUUUUCUGAAGAAUCCCCACUGUCUAUUGGAGACUCUGAGAUUGCAGCGCUGCAGUUUGUCAGAGAUCAGCUGUGAUCAUCUGCUUCCAGCCCUUCAGUGCAACCCCUCCCAUUUGAAACAUCUGGACCUGAGCACGAACAACCUUCAGGAUUCAGGAGUGAAGCAGCUGUGUGUUUAUCUGAAGACUUCAGAUUGCAGACUGGAGACUCUCAGGUUAUGGGGCUGCAAGUUGUCAGAGACCAGCUGUGAUUAUCUGUUCAAAGCUCUUCAGUCCAACACCCAUCUGAGAGAGCUGGACCUGACCUUGAACAACCUGCAGGAAUCACAUGUGAAGCAGCUGUCUGAGCUUGUGGACAGCCCACAUCACACACUGGAGGUUCUCAAAUGGAAGGACCCAUAAACACAGUUGUUUGUCUUUGUUGUGUGUGUAGUGUGUGUGUGGUGUGUGUGCGUGUCCUGAUGGUCCAGAGAGGUUGAAACACCAGCAGCUUGUGUGUAGUGAUGCUGUGACAGGGCCAGGCUACAGGGAGGUGGAGUGGACAGCAGAGCUUCAUCCAGCAGUGACAGAAAUCAGACGUGCAGAUGGCU